Messenger RNA from Brettanomyces nanus, 1464 nucleotides. RefSeq lists its product as uncharacterized. Lineage: Eukaryota; Fungi; Ascomycota; Pichiomycetes; Pichiales; Pichiaceae. The transcript has a single exon. Gene Ontology annotation, molecular function: pyridoxal phosphate binding; L-alanine:2-oxoglutarate transaminase activity. The coding region runs from base 1 to 1464 and encodes 487 amino acids. The record is from RefSeq and is a predicted model, not a curated record. Gene Ontology annotation, biological process: biosynthetic process.
AUGACUCUUCCCAGAUCCGGAGUUCCUGCCCCUAAACUUUUCGACACCGACUUGAACCCUAACAUUUUGAAGGCCAAGUAUGCUGUUCGUGGUCGAAUUCCAGCCAAAGCUGAAGAACUAAGAAAGCAAUUGAUUAAAGAUCCCGGCUCCUUACCGUUUAAGAAAAUUAUCAAUGCCAACAUUGGUAACCCUCAACAAUUGGAUCAAAAGCCACUUACCUUCUAUCGUCGUGUCCUUGCUCUUUUGGAAGAUCCUGAAUUGAUCGAAAACGAAGAGAUCGUUAAUUGUUUCCCAUCUGAUGUUGUGUUACGUGCAAAGAAAAUUCUUGAUGCUACCGGUUCCGUUGGUGCCUACUCUCACUCCCAAGGUGUUCCAUACGUAUGCCAAUCCAUUGCCAAUUAUAUCUCUCGCCGGGAUGGUUACCCAUCGAACCCUGAAGAUAUAUUUUUGACCGCUGGUGCUUCUACUGCCGUCAAAUAUAUUAUCGAUCUUCUCUCUCUUGGACCGAAGACUGGAUUUCUCAUUCCAAUACCUCAGUAUCCUCUUUAUACUGCUACAAUUGCAUUGAACAAUACCCACGCUCUUCCAUACUACUUGAACGAGGACGAUGACUGGUCAAUCGACUCCUCCGAAUUGAUUCGUGUCAUAGAAGAUGCAAUCGCUCAAGGCAUUAAGCCUCGAUGCCUUGUUGUGAUCAACCCAGGUAAUCCAACUGGUGCAGUUCUCAAGAAAGAUUCUAUCGUCAAAUUGUUGGAUGUCGCUGCCAAAUAUGGCACCUUUAUUAUUGCCGACGAAGUAUACCAGGAGAAUGUUUACAAAGGUGAGUUCAUCUCUGUGAAAAAAGUUUUAAGAGAGCUUCAGGCCACGGACAAGACUGGCUACUAUGAUAAUGUGCAAAUGGCCUCUUUACAUUCUACUUCUAAAGGUCUUAGUGGUGAGUGUGGCCAGAGAGGUGGCUACAUGGAGUUGGUGGGCAUUAAUUCGAGCGUAAAGACUCAACUGACCAAACUAACUUCCAUUUCCCUUUGUGGACCUGUUAUCAGUCAAGCUUUGAUGUCUCUUAUGGUGAAUCCACCUAAACCUGGUGAACCAUCUUAUGAGUUGGAUCACCAGCAGAGACAGAAAGUGUUCAAUGACUUGUCAACUAGAGCCCAUACUUUAUACACUGCUUUCAACGAGAUGGAAGGUGUUUCUUGUAGAAACCCGAUGGGCGCCAUGUACUGCUUCCCGCGUUUUGAUCUCCCUGGGGGGGCAUUCAAAGCUGCUGAAAAAGCAGGCCUCAGUCCGGAUGUCUUUUACUGCGAGAGAUUGCUUCUUGAGACUGGUAUAUGCACUGUUGCCGGUUCCGGCUUUGGCCAAGCACCAGAAACAUGGCAUGUGCGAACUACCUUUUUACCUCCCGGUACCGACUGGAUCAACUAUUGGAAGGUAUUCCACGCGGAUUUCAUGAAGAAAUACCGCUAG